Molecule: messenger RNA, 327 nt
Organism: Colletotrichum lupini
Lineage: Eukaryota; Fungi; Ascomycota; Sordariomycetes; Glomerellales; Glomerellaceae
Exons: 2
Coding region: 1-327 (108 amino acids)
Source: RefSeq, a predicted model, not a curated record
AUGUGCGCGAGAUUUUCAUCAUUUACAGAAUUGUUUAUUGCAUUUGCAUUCCCGGAGGAACAAUUCGAUGUCCAGCCAGAUAAACCAGCGUGGACCCAUGAGAACCAGGCGCACCGCCUCAGUGAACCCCACAUCAUCCACACCGAGCCAACUCCCCACCAUGAGCAUGCGGCUACCUUACCUUACCUCACCUCUCGACCUUACCUGACACUUGACGAGAGUUCCUGCGCAGAGCAAUCCGACGAAGUUACCUACUUUCAACCACACCAGCGACCGACGGCAUAUAGAAACCUUGCCGUAAACACAACCUCACCUACCGAUAAGUGA